Messenger RNA from Galendromus occidentalis (western predatory mite), 759 nucleotides. Its product is annotated as cuticle protein 16.8. The record is from RefSeq and is a predicted model, not a curated record. Lineage: Eukaryota; Metazoa; Arthropoda; Arachnida; Mesostigmata; Phytoseiidae. Bases 25 to 609 code for a protein of 194 amino acids. The transcript is spliced from 3 exons. Gene Ontology annotation, cellular component: extracellular matrix.
AUUCCGAGGUCCCAAAAGUGAGAGAUGAUUUUCAAGGUGAGUCUGAUCUUGGCUAUUGCCUCGGUGGCGCUGUCUCAGGAUUACCAGGACGAGCAGGACGGCAGUUACUCGCAGAGUUUCACGACGUCGUCGAGAAAUCGGCAGGAUAGAGUCCGAACGACUCUUCAGCGAUUGUCCAAUGCGGAUCAACAGGUGCAAUACGAGCAGAGACCUUACGAAUAUGGCUAUCAAUUAGACGAUACCAACGGCUCCCACGGGCACGUUGAGAAACGAGAUGAGUCCGGACGCGUUGAAGGCGAGUACUCGAUCAACUUGGGCGACGGUCGAGUGAGAGUGGUGAAAUACGUCGCGGACGAAAACGGCUACCGAGCUGAUGUCUCAACCGAUGAACUUGGCACUGAAUCCAAGAACCCGAACGACGUCUACAUCGGCUCCACGGCGAUUUCGGGCUUCGACGCGGCCUUGAAAUAUGGACCGUUCGCCCCGCCCCACAUAGAGAAGCCUUUAGAGGUUGCACCACGACCAGAAGCGCCACGACGUGAAGAAGUCCGUGCCCUCAAUACUCAGGUCAAUUUGCCAACAUACGGAACCUUCGCGGCCCAGGGAUGACUUGAUGGCUUCUCAGCUGAUAGAAUUCGCAAAGAAGAAAAGGUCCCCGAGCGGAUUCGCAGAGUACAUGGCAGAAUGCGAAACAUCUGUUCCUAAUACAUACAUCUAUUCAUAUUCAGAACCAUAAUAAAAGUCUCUGAUUACUUCCAU